Molecule: messenger RNA, 1684 nt
Organism: Danio aesculapii
Lineage: Eukaryota; Metazoa; Chordata; Actinopteri; Cypriniformes; Danionidae
Exons: 10
Coding region: 1-1623 (540 amino acids)
Biological process (GO): B cell differentiation; B cell receptor signaling pathway
Cellular component (GO): B cell receptor complex; external side of plasma membrane
Source: RefSeq, a predicted model, not a curated record
AUGUCUUCAUCUCUAGUCAGCACCAUCAGCCUGUCCAUCGUCUGCUCAGGUAGUUUGGAGAUUGUCUUGAUGAUUUACAUUAUUGUAACUCUGCUCUUCAUCUGUGCACUGCUGACCUACUUUUACCUCAAAAGACAGCAAGAUAAACAAGUCACACAAGGACAGAAUGAAGACCUGGAGGUUGAAGCAACACAGAUGAACGAAACUGAAAAGGUAAAACAAGCUGAUAAAGUUUCUGUACAAGAUGAGGAAAGGGGAAACACAGAGAAAGCUAAUGUUACUGCUGCGACAGAUGAAAAUAAGACUCUUGUGGACAGUGAGCAAGUUGAAUGGAAGGAAGAAUUUGAGAGUGCGAGUGUGAAAGAUUACGUGUUAAAGUUCAGCAGCCGCUCAGAAAUGAAGUUUUCCUCCAGACUCCUGUUCGGGCUCCUUAUGUCGUGCCUUUAUUUCAGAGGUUCAAGUGAGCUGUGUGUGAAUCAGAGUCCAUCCAGCAUCACUGUGAAUGAAGGAGUAUCUGCUCAAAUCAGCUGCUGCUGGAAUACAUCCACACACAGCGUUAAAGUUGUUUGGUACAUCAAUGAGAAAAAACUUUCAGAUCCAAAGCAGGAACUCCAAGAGCAUCAAAUAAAGAGCUGUUCAACUCUCCACAUCACAAACAUACUGAAGAAUGAUACAGGUCAUUAUGUUUGUGAAGUGACUCAAGAUAUACCACUCCUGGUAAAGAAGAAUGGCACUGGAACAAAUGUAUCUGUCAGCAUUAGUGAACUAGAAACUACAACUGCUGAAGUUUCUCACCAGCCCGAAACUACUCAGGCUUCAGACACAACAUUAGAUCCCAACACGUCUUCAACUCUAGUCAGCACAAUCGUCCUGUCGACUUUCUGCUCAGGUUCAAGUGAGCUGUGUGUGAAUCAGAGGCCAUCCAGCAUCACUGUAAAUAAAGGAGAAUCUGCUCAAAUCAGCUGCUGCUGGAGUACAUCCACACACAGCGUUAAAGUUGUUUGGUACUUCAAUGAAACAAAACUUUCAGAUCCAAAGCAGGAACUCCAAGAGCAUCAAAUAAAGAGCUGUUCAACUCUCCACAUCAUAAACAUACUAAAUAAUGAUACAGGUCAUUAUGUUUGUGAAGUGACUCAAGAUAUACCACUCCUGGUAAAGAAGAAUGGCACUGGAACAAAUGUAUCCGUCAUUAUUAGUGAACUAGAAACAACUAAUGACAAUAAUUAUGUGGUUUCUCAAACACCAGUAGUCAGAGGAAACAGUAGUUUGGGGAAUGUCGUAAUGAUUUACAUUUUCAGAAGUCUGCCCUUCAUCUGUCUGCUGUCGGCUUUCUUUUACCUCAAUAAAACCUACAAACAAGUUGCACAAUUAAAACCAGCAGAUGGUGAUGCUGUAGAAUCAGGAGAAGGACAGAAUGAAGACCUGGAGGUUGAAGAAACACAGAUGAAUGAAACUGAAGAGGUAAAACAAGGGGAUAAAAUUUCUGUACAGAAGGAAGGAAGGGGGAACACAGAGAAAGCUGAAGAUACUGCUGCAACAGAAGAUGAAAAACAGGAAAAUCAUGAGGUAAAAGAGACUUUUGUGGACACCGAGCAAGUUCCAGUCACUGACAAUGAACACUGAAGAAAACACACACCUAUUUUCUGCUGUUGAAGAAAAGAGAGUUUAUGUGCUGGAAAGCAUU